CAGAAUGUUGAUAAUUGAUAGUUGGGGGUCAGGGCACGUGCCCGCGCUAAGGUGACUGUGGCCUCUCCAAUCUCCUCUGAGUUGAACCAUCAAGAUGCCCGUGUCAGGAUAUCAUCCCCCCCGAGCUGCGGGUCCAGAUCCUGACCCUCUGGGCCAUCGGCGUGUCCACCCAGGAGAGAUUUCCACUAAGCUGGCCGUGCCCGCCCGCACCAUCCAGCAGAUCAUCCACAAGGCCAAGGUCCGGGGAUACAAUCCCCAGGUGGACUUUCGCAUUCGCAAGGAAACAUAUUGAAGACGGCAAGCGAUCAGGGCGCCCUCGAACGCGUGAGGUAGCUCAGCCUGCCAGUGCCGAACCUCAGGACCCGGAUAAACGCG
Molecule: messenger RNA, 375 nt
Organism: Aspergillus ibericus CBS 121593
Lineage: Eukaryota; Fungi; Ascomycota; Eurotiomycetes; Eurotiales; Aspergillaceae
Exons: 1
Coding region: 95-292 (65 amino acids)
Source: RefSeq, a predicted model, not a curated record